AUGCUAGCUCUUAGCCACUUUUAUUAUUUAACAAUAUUUGUUUAUAUCGUUUUUUGCCUACAAACUGUGCAAAGUGAUUUGCAAAUUUCACCGGAAGAUGUAGAAUACGCUACCAAACGUAUUGCUAAUAGACAUAGAGCAGUGCAUUUCAAAAGCCAACCUUAUUUUAGACACGUAACAGAAUCCAACAUAAACUCAUUCACAUCCGUUGCACAAAGAAAAUCUGGAAUAAAACAACAGCAACAGCCUCAACAUGAUGUUGAAGACAUGCCACAAAUGGAAGCACACAGUGAAGACGUACUUAGUGGUGGCAAAGAAAGCUCUCCAACCCACAAUCGUUGGUGUAUGAAAAAUAAUUCCAAGAAAGUUGAUGCUGCACAGUCAACAACUUUAAGCAAACAACAUGAAAUUAAACCAAUAGAGGGAGUACAAGAGGAACAGGCACCACAGGAUCGGCAACAAGAUGCAGGGGCAAAACCAAUAAUACAAAAUGGUGUAAAUCAACCACAUAAUCAUCAAAAUCAGCAACAUCUAACAGUCAAUCAAGCUAAAGUGAAGCAACAGCUGUCGCCGCAUCAUUUUAAAUUGUUAAAUGUGGUGAAUCAUAGAAAUAAACGACAGACUCCUGCUGUGAACAACAAUAAUAGCAAUAACAAUGGCAAUCAACAGCAGCACUCAACAUUUACCAUUCAAUAUUAUCCCUACCAACAGCAGCCGGAACAACAGCAACAACAAACGGCAGUACAAUACCAGCUGCAAGAACAGCAACCACAACAAUAUCAAUUACAAUACUAUCAACCCAGUCAGAGCCAAAGCCAGCAUCAACAAAAUUACAACAAUAUUGAACUAAUUGUAAAUGGAAAUAGUUUGUCAACAUUUUCACAAUCAACAGCGGCAUUAGCAGCAGCAACAAACAUACAACAGCAAGAACUACCAAUGACACUAGCAAUCUCACUACCAAUAGCAACAUCAACACCUAAACCUAAACCUUUACAAGGACUUCCAACAUUAACAACUCCCUCAUCAUUGCUUCCAUUAACAACUGUAAAUCCCUUUAAACCUCUUUUACCUCUAGAAAUAAUCAACGACUUCAAUGAUGGUCCCACCACGCCCCCUCCUCCCCUUGUAUGUCAAAUGUGUUGUGUAACAAAUGAGUUUCCUUGUUCGCAGUGUUGUGAUGGCACUCCUCUGCUAAAUGCUCAAACUUUAAAAACUUUGGGUGGUUAAUUUCUUUCCAU
This is a messenger RNA of Calliphora vicina (urban bluebottle blowfly), 1238 nucleotides long. Its product is annotated as putative cyclin-dependent serine/threonine-protein kinase DDB_G0272797/DDB_G0274007. NCBI's taxonomy places the organism in Eukaryota, Metazoa, Arthropoda, Insecta, Diptera, Calliphoridae. Bases 1 to 1227 code for a protein of 408 amino acids. The record is from RefSeq and is a predicted model, not a curated record. The transcript is spliced from 2 exons.